AUGUCGUCAUUAUCAGAGAAUCCGCCGCCGAAAGGCAUUCCAUUUCUGGAAUUUACAUGGCAUUUAAAAAAGGAUAUCUUAGAACUAUAUGUGAACGCGAAACUGUGGGAUUCGAGUGUUUUCGGUGCAAUGGAUAUGAACAAAAUUAUGGAGUGUGUCCAAAAAACAAGAAUGUUGCAAAUUGAUGCAGAGUUUAUCAAUCGAGAAAUGAUACAUUUGAUGGAAAAAGUCAAAUGCACCAGGAGAUUAUAUUGCAAGGCGGAAAACACGAUGGGAUGUAUUCUUAACGGGACACUUCAAUGCUCAGAUUGGAUUGUUGCAGAAAACUUUCGAUGGUUUGACGCUGAACAAUUCCAAGAUCUUCACUGUCAAUUAAUGCGCCUAGUGAAGACACGUAUUACAACGCGAAACGUCGAAGACUUGAUUAUAAAAUGGAGAAAUAGUGAAGAUCAAUUGGGAAAAGGCGUCAAAAAUAUUAAAUUCAUCGAUGUUCAAAUACACGGAGGAGUUCAAAAUUUUGAUUUUUCAAGGGUUGGAGCGCAACCCAAAGGAAGUGUUGAGAGACCUAAUGAAUUCACUGAGUUCAAUUGUGAUUAUGACUUCACUAACGCUUUUGAUAUCAUUCACCCAGAUGGUACCCUAGCAUCACUGAAGGUAGUUGAAGUACUUGACCGCGUCAUGUUUGUUGUGUGGAACCGGUAA
Molecule: messenger RNA, 702 nt
Organism: Caenorhabditis briggsae
Lineage: Eukaryota; Metazoa; Nematoda; Chromadorea; Rhabditida; Rhabditidae
Exons: 3
Coding region: 1-702 (233 amino acids)
Source: RefSeq, a predicted model, not a curated record